This is a messenger RNA of Homarus americanus (American lobster), 624 nucleotides long. Its product is annotated as tigger transposable element-derived protein 1-like. Gene Ontology annotation, molecular function: nucleic acid binding. The transcript is spliced from 2 exons. The coding region runs from base 1 to 624 and encodes 207 amino acids. Lineage: Eukaryota; Metazoa; Arthropoda; Malacostraca; Decapoda; Nephropidae. The record is from RefSeq and is a predicted model, not a curated record.
AUGGAGAGUCUUCUCCAAGGCUGGAUUCAAGACCAGACUGAACAGCACUUGCCUCUGUCCACAGGGAUCAUCAUGGCCAAGGCCAGUAAUAUUUGGACAAAACUGAAGGCAGAAAGCAGUGGCAGUGAGAUCUCCUCCUCUUUCAAGGCAAGUCCUGGGUGGUUUCAGUGGUUCAAAAACUGCACCAAUCUGUACAACCUUCAUCUGACUGGUGAGGCAGCCAGUGCUGAUGUUGUGAGUGCGAACGCUUUCCCAGCACUUAUGAAGGCUAUGGUGGAGGAAGGAGGAUACAUCGCCAAGCAGAAGCCUCUAAAGCUCUUUAGGGGUUCAUUAUGGAGCACCUCCCAGUCAUCUGGUGCUCCAAGAAAAAGGCCUGGGUCACGACGGCGUUGUGCCAGUUAUGUGGUUGAUUACCACUCCAAGCACCUCAAGGAGGACACUGACGAGCAGAACAUCACCAACAAGUUUCUCCUGAUCCUCAACAAUGCGCCUUCACAUCAGCCUACCAUGGGUGAGUGGACAGACAACAUCACUGUCAUGUUACUGUCCCCUAACACCACCUCACUCAUCCAGCUGAUGGAUCAGGGCAUCAUUGCCACCUUCAAGGCUUACUACAGUACUUGA